AUGGCUAAUCUGGUCCCUGGGGUUUUGUUGAAGCUGCUUCAACACAUGAACACAGAUGUAAAAGUUGCGGGAGAACACAGAUCGUCUUUAUUGCAAGUUGUGAGCAUCGUUCCAGCUUUAGCCGGAGGCGAGCUCUUUCAAAAUCAAGGGUUUUAUCUCAAGGUAUCUGAUUCAUCUCACGCCACAUAUGUAUCAUUACCCGAUGAAAAUAUCGAUCUUAUUUUAAGCGAUAAGAUCCAGUUAGGUCAGUAUGUACACGUCGAGCGCCUCGAAUCAGCCACCCCAGUUCCAAUUUUACAUGGCGUCCGACCAGUUCCCGGCCGACACCCAUGUGUCGGAACCCCAGAAGACAUUGUUGCCACUCAUUCUUUAGGGUUCUUGAAUAACAAUGGCAGUUCCACUAGUAACACGACUACUUCUAAACUACUUGGUAAUGUCAAAUUGCCCUCCAAAAAGGAUACAAACCCCACAACUGUGAGCGCGAGAUCAAAUGGGGCGAUCGAAAAAUCGAGGCAAUCUUUGGCAAAAGUCAAACCAUCAAGGUCAAUUCCUUCAUCUCCCACUAGUUGUUACUCUUUGCCUACUUCGUUUGAGAAGUUCUCCAAUGGGGUCAAGAAUCAGUCAAAGAUCAAAGGAUCUGAUAAGGAAAUUGGUAAAUUGAAUUUAGGGGAAAAAGGGAGUGGGGUUCGUGGGGUGAGUUCAAGUGUGAAAAAAUCUGGAAUUGGAAAUUCGAUAAAGAAUUUUGUUCAGGGUAUUGAAUUGGGGCCUAAGGCUUUGAGGAAGAGUUGGGAAGGUAAUAUGGAUGUCAAGACUCCAAGAUUGAAAGUCACCAAGAAUGAUUUGAAGCUUGAAGCUAGGAGUACUUCUGUUCCAAGAAAAUCUACAAGUGAAAGGAUUCCAUAUAAAGAGGAAGAUAACAACAACAACAAAUCACAAUCAUUUACAAAGUCAUCAAACAAAGAGGAAAACAAGAUUCAGACACCUGUAAAGAGAUCUAUGGCUUAUGGAGAUUCACUUGAUCAUGAUCAUUCAAAUAAGCAAAAACCAACUUUAGGUAGAAAGUCAACUGCUGAAGCAUCUACAAAUGGUCUCCCAGGAAACUUGGUCAAAGUUUCUCUUAGUAACAGAAGGUUGACCGAUGCUAGUGCUGCUUCUUGGUCUUCACUCCCAUCUUCUCUUUCAAAGCUUGGAAAGGAAGUCUUGAAACAUAGGGAUGCUGCCCAAAUUGCUGCCAUUGAAGCAAUGCAAGAGGCAUCAGCUGCUGAAAGCUUACUUCAAUGUAUAAGCACGUACUCUGAACUGCGAUGUUCUGCAAAAGAAGACAACCCACAGCCAGCUGUCGAACAGUUUUUAGCAUUACACUCAAACUUAAACAAUGCCCAUCAAAUAUCCGAAUCUUUAUCCAAAACAAAUCAUCUUAAUUCAUCAUUAGAUCAAGAAGAAACCCCAUCUGAAGAACAAUUAAAACUUUCAUCAGAAAGACAAAAACAAGCAACUUCAUGGGUUCAUGCAGCCAUGGCAACCAACUUAUCAUCCUUUUCAGUCUACACCAAACAACCCAAAUUAACCACCACCACCAAGACUCUUGCUAAACCUGUUCUUGUACUUGAGAGCUCCACCAAUGCACCAUCGCCCAAAACCGCCAAGCCCCGUCAGUCGGUCAGCUCAAAGGCUGUGAAUCCGGCGACCCCGCGGCGGCAGAACGGUCAAAAGGCUCGGGUGGUGGUGGUGCAACCGCCGCCGCCGCCACCGCCGGAAUGGGAGAGAGGCGGUGGGUUUGAUGAGGCGGUUGAUUUGGCACAGAAGUUGAAAGUGGAGUCUCGUGAGUGGUUUUUAGGGUUUGUUGAAAGAUUCUUGGAUGCUGACGUGGACACUGCGAGUAGUUUAUCGGAUAAUGGACAGAUUGCGGGGAUGCUGAGUCAGCUCAAGAGUGUGAAUGAUUGGUUGGAUGCGAUUGGAUGUGGAAAAGAUGAAGAGGAAACGUCUUGUAUUUCACCAGAGACUAUUGAUAGGAUAAGGAAGAAGAUUUACGAUUAUCUCCUUACACAUGUGGAAUCUGCUGCAGCUGCACUUGGUAAACCCUGAGGGCAAUUACGUCUUUUGCACAGACUGAGACCGAGUCCCUGUCCUGUGGUUUGUUGUUGACUUGUGAGUAGUAACAACUAACACGGGGUGUAAAAGAUGACUGAAAUGGUUAAAGAUUAUAUAUUUUUUGUAUAUAAAUUACUGAGAAGGUUGUUUGGGGGGUAUAGAUGGAGUGUUGACAAAAUUUGAUUAUGAAGAAAGGCAUUGAAUUGGGGGGGAUUCUGUGUGUUAAAUUUCUUGUUUUGUUUUCGAAUGUUCAUUGAAAACUACAGAAGAAGAUGAACAGAUUUAGUAGAUUGUCUAUGAAUUAUGAUACAAGAGAAUGCCCUAAAGAUUAUAGGGGAAGAUGUGUUUGUUUUGAUUCUUUUAUGAUCGAGUAAAUUAAUUUUUUUUUUUUUAAUUAUUUUUCUUACAGUUCCUUAAAAGUGAAAUCAAAAUCUGGUUUGAAUAUGUA
Messenger RNA from Lactuca saligna, 2539 nucleotides. The record is from the annotation of a GenBank genome assembly. NCBI's taxonomy places the organism in Eukaryota, Viridiplantae, Streptophyta, Magnoliopsida, Asterales, Asteraceae.